CACACAGUAGUGCCAGGCCCCGCUGCUGCUCCUGCCUGCCACUGCCGCACCCCCGCCUCCACCCCAACCUCACCACCACCUCCGCUACAGACACCUCUCCUACGCCUGCUCUGACCUCUCCCGUUCUAGGUUUCUAGGUCUAUGGAGACCCUGUCGACGGUACCAAGAUGAGUGUAAUUACAUAUUUGUAGCUAUAACCAUGCUAGUGGUAUCCCGUCUUCAGUGACCAGUGUUGCCGUGGUACUUCCGAACACAGGCAAGAUGCCCUUCCGUCUACCGCCACUCUCCGCCUUCGUGGAGAGUGCCUCGGCGGUGUGGGAAGUGGCUAAGAGCAACUUGCCUGAAUCUUGUCUGGGGGGGCCAGACGAACGCCUCAAUUUCGCCAAACACGGGCGCAACCGCGGCGAUGUUGAGAUGACGGCCGUGAGUAACGCCGAGGGCGUGCCUGGCGAAGAGGGCGUUCCUCCUGAAGGACAGCCGCCCCUGCAGAGGGAGGGCUCCGUGGGUAGCGUGUCCACGGUUGGGGUGGAGUGCGCGGACAAUGACCAGAUCACGGAGUGGCAGGCGGGUUGGAAUGUCACCAACGCCAUCCAGGGGAUGUUCAUCGUCUCGCUGCCAUAUGCUGUGCUACACGGUGGCUACUGGGCUAUAGUUGCCAUGGUGGGGAUAGCCUACAUAUGCUGUUAUACAGGAAAGAUCUUGGUCGACUGUCUCUACGAUCUUAACGAGGAAGGGCAGCUGGUCCGUGUGAGGUCCUCCUAUAAGGGUAUAGCCAGGGAGGUGUUUGGCCAGAAGUGGGGAGGCAAGAUUGUCAACUCUGCCCAGCUGAUCGAGCUGCUGAUGACUUGCAUCCUGUAUUUAGUGUUGUGCGGGGACCUGAUGAUUGGCAGCUUCCCUGACGGUCCCAUCGAUGCUCGCUCCUGGAUGAUGCUCUGUGGCAUGAUCCUUCUUCCGUGCGGCUUCCUCAAGAACCUCCAUCACGUCUCCACGCUCUCUUUUUGGUGCAUGAUUGCUCAUUUAGCCAUCAACAUCAUCAUUUUCGCCUACUGCAUUGGCAAUGCCUCCACCUGGGCCUGGUCUAAAGUCAUGUUCCGUAUAGAUCUCCUUGAAUUCCCAAUUGCCCUGGGGAUCAUCGUCUUCAGCUACACGUCACACAUCUUCUUGCCCACGCUAGAGUACAAUCUCAUCGACAGGUCAAAGUUCACAUGCAUGCUGAACUGGAGUCACAUUGCAGCCGCCGUCUUCAAAGCGCUGUUUGGGUACGUCGGGUUCUUGACCUGGGCUGAAGAUACCGAGGAGGUCAUCACCAACAAUCUCCCAAACCCAACUUUCAAAGGUUUCGUCAAUCUUAUCCUGGUAGUGAAAGCUUUGUUGUCAUACCCACUUCCAUACUACGCCGCAGUCGAGAUCAUCGAGGUUACCUUCUUUCGUGGGCGGCCCAAGACAACGUUUCCCUCCGUGUGGGCGCUCGACGGGGAACUCAAGGUGUGGGCUUUGGCCAUCAGGGUCUUGGUUGUAGUCUUCACCAUUCUGAUGGCCAUUUUCAUCCCACACUUUGCUAUCCUAAUGGGCCUGAUCGGCUCCUUCACAGGUACCAUGUUGUCUUUCAUUUGGCCGUGUUACUUCCAUCUUAAAAUCAAGGCCGGCAAGCUGGAGUGGGGAGACAUUGCCUAUGACUACUUUGUAAUAUUCUUAGGCUUUCUUUUUGGUAUAAUAGGAAUUACCACCUCCUUCUACGCCCUGGUCGAGGCCUUCCAGAUUGGUCUACCUUUCUAGUGCUCAACAUCAAAUACUGAAUUCGAUAUUCUUCCAGUCAAACAAGUUUUACAGUGGAAUCUUAUACGACAAACUGGCACCUGCCAUGCUAUGAAUCUUUUCAUAAAUGUGUAUAUCUGCAUCACGUUGACAAAAUUACUGAAAAUGUUAGAAUUAAUAUGAGUUUAUGAAGCAAUAAUCAAUCAGAAAAAAUAGCAGCAUAACAGCGGUGUUGAGGCGGCCUUCAACAGCAGUACUAGAAUGCUGCGUGCCAGUUCCCCAUGCACGUCAGCAUGCAUAUUAGCCUUGUAUCAGUACAGCAUGUGCAGUAUCGUUCUGAGCCAGGGAUACCGACACCUUGGCUUCGGGACCAGCACCUGCAGUCAUUGCCUGGCCCACGUCAGGUCUAUCGUGUCUUCCAGGGAAUUGUUCCCAUGUUCUCAGCAUUUACCUGAACGGUAACCAAGUCUUCCAAUUACAGUGAUCAAGGUUGGCAAGUCUGUGUCGACUAUUAGUUUAGGGCACAAACGUGUCGAAGAUACAAGUGUAGGACAUUUGCAGAUGUAGGACAAAAGUGCGUCUAAGAAACAGGUGUUAAGGACUGUGAUGGAAUCAAACCGUGGCUUGUACGAUCUUGCUGGUCGUUGCUGGUGUGUGGCGGACGCGGGAAGCCAUGCGAGUGGCUUACUAGUAGUGGCUUGGUGGCGCGGAGAACAGUGUUAAGGGCGUCUGUUGAGAGUCUUAAGUGUAAGGUUCUGUGUUGAAGACCCUUCAUAAAGGGACCUGUGUGUAGGGCUCUUUAUUGAGGGGCCUAUGUUGAAGGCCUAGAGUCUUGUUCCAUUAAGCUUUAAUGAUAUGGAAAUAAUGAUAAACUACUAACGUGAGUGUCGUAAGAACUGAUAAAAUGUUAUUGGCUUCUCAAUUCUACCCUCUGUGCCUACAUUAAGAACGACCUUCCAUCCACAACUACCACUUACCACCGCCGCCGUCCCCAUCACCACCACCAACCACGCAAUCUACACCUCAUUUGUGAUGUCACAGGUCCCAGAUGCCGUGAUAAGCAUGGUAAUAAUGUCUUCCAUUUUUCAGCGUAAUGUUUUGUGUAUAUAUCAGUGGAGCGUUGAGGUGAGUGUGAGUGUGUGUGUGUGUGUGUGUGUGUGUGUGUGUGUGUGUGUGUGUGUGUGUGUGUGUGUGUGUGUGUGUGUGUGUGUGUGUGUGUGUGUGUGUCCAGUGCUGUAACAGUCUUGCUUCAUGGAUGUAGCAGCAUACUGCUGACAGUAAUGAAAAAAGUUUUAUAUUGUGACAGCGUCUUUCUCUAGAGUUUUAUUAAGCCAAUGACAUGAAGCUCUACAUACUGCGAAAUGUUGUUGGAAAAGCUUACUCUGUACCUGUCUUUUCUUAAGCCUUACUUUUCAGUUUUACACAGUAUCGUGUAAUUAAAUUAAAAAAGUUGAAUGUAACAUUGUGCUCUCGUUAAAAUUUGGAUAACAGAAAUAGAGCUUUUGUUGUAGCUAAGACAGAUACUAAACAAUCAUAAAUGCUAAACCAUCUACCCUCUAACCUAGUAACUGUGAUUGGCCACAGACUUUCAGAAUCCCUCACAUUCAAUAAUCUGAUUGUAAAGAAUUAAAUUUUGUGGGAAUGCCAGUUACAAAAAUGAUUUCUGAGACCAUCGUGAAUGAAGGGAUAGGGGGGUAAGGGGGAUGGGUAGAUGGUAUCAUCCACCAACUUUAAGAUGGUGGAUGAAUGUUGUGACGUCACUGCACCCUGGUUCCCUCUUCUUCUCUCAACCACCUUCUCUUUUUAUCUCUUCCACUAACUCCUACUUUCCUACCUUUUUUUUUUUACCUCUUCCUGGUCUUCCUCGUUUAUACACCUGUGGAAAAUUGCAUUUAUCUGAAUGUAUCAUUAUUUAUAUAACAAUAAAUGAACAUAGAUAAUUAUUAUUUAUCAGUUAGACAAGUAGGAAUUUGGGACACCUAGGUCGCAAAAAAUGUCCCCCUUCGAUACCUACCACUGUCAUAUCCACAAGUUGCUCUGGACCUAUUAAUUAAAUGAAAUAUACAUACACCAGGAAUGCUGGUAAAUAUAUAAAUUUGUGGACUGUAUAUUAAAUUAAAAAAUGAUUAUAUAUAAAUACACAUUUAUAUAACAGAAGGAGAAUAUAUCUUAAUCAUAACACUCACCAAUUUGACUGGAAAUCAAGGUGUAUCAUACUCAGAAAACCUCUGUCUAUACAUGAAAAUAACUGGCCAGUUAUAACAUAAGACUUAUCUGAGGUUCCUGGAGCUGUCUUGUCCAGUCGCCUGAUAUCUCAAGUUAUGCAGGAAUGCACAUCCAACAAUUUCGCCUCCUAUUUGAGAGGUGUCAGCCCAAUUUUAACCUCUAGACGCAGUGGUUCCCAAACUUUUUCAGCUUGUUACCCAAUUUAACAUGCCACAUAAAGCAUGUUACCCCUUUCACAAAAUUUGUUAUUAUUGAUAUAUAUGGCUAAAUUAAAACACUUGAGAUAUUUUCUUUUAUUUAUUGUAUUUGAACAUUGUGCAUCUCUAAUGACUAUUACCAAAAAUGUCAAGAACAUCAGUGGGAUGGAUGGAGUUGCAUACUUGAAGCUAGUUUAGGAAUUCUUGGCUUCAUACCAGCUUAUGUCUACCUCGGCUGAUGCUCACAGAUAAACUGACAGUGUGAAAUAGAGGCAGCCUCAGGAAGUGAGUGACGCGUACUGGACAGGUCGAUCUGGGCUACUGCGUGACUUUUGUCCUGAAGCAUACUUGUCAAAAUACUUUUGGGUUUCCACACACUUAGCUAUAUAUUUCUUCUUUUCUAAUACUGUAUAUUAGUUUUUGAUGUUUAUUGUUAUUUGGUUUAACUUUAUUACUUACUUAUAAUAGGUUUACUUUACAACUUUAUAUACUAAGACAAAGUUAACAAUAAUCCUCAUACCGGGUACCGCAUUGUUUUCUUGAUUUUCAGAAUUCAUAACUUUUUUUCUGUCACCCCUCCAUUACCCCCCAAAAAUGGUUAAAUUACCCCCAGGGGGUAAUUUACCCCCAGUUUGGGAACCACUGCUCUAGAGUAUGAAAAUUCCUUCCCAUUACACUAAUGUUGUAUCCAAUUCAAAUUAACAAUGGCGACUGUCCCUUCUCCCCAGGCUCAGUUUCCCAUUUUCUGACAUAAAUGUUAUUAAAUACAGUAUGGCCAUCUACAUACAUAUAAAUACUGAAUUUCUGGAAAAUAUAUACAGUAUUUUCCACAACACCCUUCUCUAUCAUUUCCAUUUCUACCCUUCUUGUUUCUUUUAGUCCUUCCUCCUUAUCUUCCUUCUUCAUAAAAAGGUUCAUCCAGCCACAUACUGUAGAAAUAACGUUAUUUUAAAUCCUUAGCUGGGGCAAGUCAGCAACACGAGGAAGCGCUAAACCAUAGGAGUUAUGUACCGACUGGUAAAUGGAAGGCAGUCAGCCAAUGUGUGGAGAUCUUUCACAAGACUCAUAAAGCACCACAAUGGAAACAAGCACAUGCAUUCUAUUCAUAUGUCAAUCCAUUUAAUAAGUAGAAACAGAAAUACAUAAUACAGUUGCCAAUUACAAAGACAGAAAUAACAACAGGUACAGAAAGAAAAAGAACAAUAUCAUGGCUGGAAAAAUGCACGAAAUACCCGCACAUUUUGAUCCGACUUGGACCAUUAACAAGUCACACGGUGUGACUUAUUAAUAGUCGAAGCCGGGCCGGAACGUCAUUGUAAGUUUGAGUCUCCUAAGUGCGGGUUAUUUGUGCAACAAUAGGUACAUCUAGCAACCAAGGACACGGUUAAAAAUCAAAGGAACAAGGAGAAGGGAAAACUGGAGGAGAGGGAAGACGAUAAGCGAAGAGAGUGAGGAGUAGAAGACAGGGAGAUAGACAGGGAAAGGAGAGCAAAGAGGACGAGAACGAGGGACGAAGACAAGGGGAAAUGGAGAAUAAGGGGAAAGAGGACAGGCGGGACGAGGACAGAGGGAUGAGGACAAAGGGGCACAAGGAGGGAUGAGGACAAAGGGGCACAAGGAGGGAUGAGGAGGACAAGGGAGGGGAAGAGAAGGGUAGGGGGAAGAAGGACAAAGGGGAAGGAAGAUGCUAAAAAUCAAUAUAGGCAGCAGAGAGACGGAUAUCAUCCCCAGAAUGUUGCAACUCUUUUAUUGUUUAUGUUUGUCAGUGACGACAGAAAUAGGAAAGUGUAACGGUGAUGACAGGAGACAGUGUGACGGUGACGGACAGGAGGCAAUGUGAUGACAGGAGACAGUGUGACGGUGACGGACAGGAGGCAAUGUGAUAGUGACGGACAGGAGACAGUGUAACGGUGAUAACAAAAGACAGUGUAACGGUGAUAAGAAACAGUGUAACGGUGAUAACAAGAGUGUAACGGUGAUAACAAGAGACAGUGUAACGGUUAUAACAGGAGACUGUAACGGUAAUAACAGGAAACAGUGAUGAUGUGCAGGAGACAGUGUAACGGUAAUAACAGGAAACAGUGAUGAUGUACAGGAGACAGUGACGGUGGACUGGAGACAGUGAGACGAUAUACAGGAGACAGUGUGUAUCGGUAAUGUACAGGAGACGUGAGGGUGUGAAAACAGUGAUGAACAGGAGACAGUGAUAUGGAAAAAUAUCGUUGGUGGUUGUGGAAGCAGUUUAUUCUUCAAGGAAUAUGAAAUUUACGUGGGUCUUGGUUACAUGAUAGCCUCUCCCCCCCCCCCCCACCAGUGGCUCUAUUGUACUUGGGUAUUAACAUACCUGCAUUCCUUUAUAACCUUGUAAAGAAUCUUGCAGUACUUUAUUCAAACAAUUCGUCAAAUUAAUCAUAUUUAUAAACCAUUACUCCAAAAAAGCUGGCUGUAUGCUUUCAAAAUAAUCUACAGAAGUUUCAAAACAUUGUCAAAUGCCAAUACUAAAAUUGUCUAGUUUAUGAGUAUUACCCUUGAGAGAUCACUCGCUUGGUGCACUUGAGGUUGUUUUUCUCAAAACAUGUAUUUCUUGAGAUGCCUUUAGUCAGGUUUAUUUCCCUUGGCAUACCAUAAUAUUACAAUAUAUAUUGUUCAAUAAUACAGGGAAAAGCCUAUAGUUAUGCAACGCAUUUCGGGAGGUCCCAUACAUCCUGACAUAACUUCUCGGUUACAUACACACUAUUGCAGCCUCUGAGUAAUGCUGUAUCACUGAGACAUUCCGGGAAGGAGGUGCAGACAGACAGAUAGACAGGCGGACAUGUCAUAUAACUCACGGGAACGGUGGGUGGCAUUAGAAAUGACAGAAACAAAUUAUAAAAUGAAUAUCAAAGGUCGAUCUAUCAAAGUAACCCCCUAUACUGCAUUUUUUUAUUAAGUUUGUCUUGCAGGUAAUUACAUGAAGUUGUUAUACCUUGCACGCUGGAUGAUCCAGAAAGAUACCAGAGACAAGAAAGGGGACAAAACAACUGAGCUUAAUGAGUUUUACUUUCAUAGUGAAACAUUAAACCCAUAGUGGUUUUAUCUCUCUUGGGGUAUGGGGGUUAUCAAGUUUGAUCCAACGAAAGGGAGGGAUAGCUCUAGUUUCCUAGAUCAAGAUCCCUUUACCGGGCACAGGGCACCCCUUCCCCUCCCCUUGAAGGUUGAUCCUUUGGAAAGGUUAACUUGGUGAAACAAGGAAGCAGAAGGAAGUCUUACAUCAGUGAUUCACUUAAUUCUUGUAUUUGUUGCAUAACACACACACACAUACGUGUGUAUGUUAUACAACUCACUCCAAUUUCUAACCCCAUUUUUUUUAAUAGCUGAGGUGUUAUUUUGAACUGCGUUGCACUGACUAAUCACUGUUCUUAAUCUAGCACCUGAAAGCCUUGUGUGUGAUCCUUCGCGUUUUUAGUGGGGUGCAAACCCAGCUCUGGUACAUCGGUAGUUGCGUACACCACUCAGCAGAUCAUCAUUUAACUAGGACUAGCGUAAAGACAUUUUUCCUUGUGCAGACAUCGCCCCCAUCUAGAACCCGAGGUCUUAAAUCGAGGCUCAAGCCUAGUGAUCAAUGGGAUUAACCCAGUCAUGAGACCAGUGAGCCAAUUUGUCAUCCUUAGUUACUGCAUUCCCAGAGCAUUAUUGUAAACUUGCACCUCGUAUGUGGUAAAUCAAUUACUGGCAUGGAUUAUCUAAAAUUUUAUAUUCAUGGGGAAGUGCUGAAUCAGUAGAAGCCGUUACGUGCCUGGGGAAUAGGAAGCAGUGAGGUUUGACCAAGGGAAGGGAGGGUAGCUCCAAGAGUAAAUCUGGUGUGGGAUCAUAGCGGCGACACCGGUUACUCUGCCAGUGAGAGAUCGAUACUGGCAGAGUGUGUCUACUGCUAGGAUGUUAGUGUGGUUGGCUGUCGUCCAGCACUGCUACCCUUCUCUAGCACUACUGUCCUUCAGCAUUCAUCCUGUUACCUAACAUUCAUCCUAUCCUCCAGUACCAUAACUUUCAUUAUUAUUAUUACUGUUUAACAAAAAAAAUAUGCGCCAAGAGAAAUCUUUAGAUUUGACCUUGAAGCUAUUUAAAUUACUUCGAAAUUUGCAUUACUUUGGUAUUAUUAGUGAUAAUAUUCAAGAGAGAGCGCUUAGCUUGUAGGGGACAUAUUGCUUAAAGGAAAUGGAAGAAAUCAUUAACUCGGUGACUAAUUCAGUGAGCCGACAGUGCUUCAUUGAAGACCAUUCAAAUCCUCCGAAGCAGAUUGGCUGACCGCCUAUUUCAUCAACCGUCUCGUAUAUAUCAUAUUGGCAAUCCCGCCUGGACUGCUCCUCAGCCCUUUCAUUGUUCAACUAGUUACCCUCUCUGACCUGGCAGCAGCAGCAACAUCCAAACUUUCUUAUCCAGCCCAUUUAACACACUUGUUCGUUGCUCCCUCAGUUACCAAGGACAUCUGUAAACGCCAACAAACGAACACAACCCUUGUUGACACACUUACUUCUUUAAAUCAAAAUAUGUAUAGCAACACUUGUUUGUAUCCCUGUGUAUAAACUACAGGACAGUGUAAAUUUGCUUUAAUCUCUGUUAUUAAUGAAUUUCUUUGACUUAGUGUACAGGUGAAGUGCAACUUUAAUAACCCGCAUGAAGUUGAUUGGCUUUAUACCUAAAAAAGAACUUCUUUAAAGCCGAAAAACUGAGAUGUAGUUGCUUCCUUUUACAUAUUUAUGUGGAUGUUGGCAACUUUGUCUUUCAUCUGGUGGUCCCUUACUACUAACAUCUAGGUUCAGGUGAAUGCAACCUCUGCAGUCAGUAGGCCUUAGUUUAAUAUGUUUAUUAUGCACCCCAUACCCAUCCUGUGGGCGGUAGUCAAAAGAUUACAGAGGUACAUAAUUGGUCCAGGGACUGGACUCCAAAGUUUUGAUAGCUGAGCAAGUUACAGAGGUAAUGAACUCACAAUUUACAGUAGGCCUUAACAGCACACAGUUUUCUUUCGCAAAGUGAAACUGACCGGGAUAAAUAAGAUAAAUAAGUUAACAUGUUAUGUCACUUUAUAAAUAAAACCGGUAAUGUUGAUUGGGAAUGUCAGAAGUUAAAACUAGGAGGAGCAGGACUGUUCAGUGUGUAUAUGUGCAUUGUAUCUUUAUUUCUUUGCAGGAAUAGAGCUUAUGCUCAUGGUGUACUGUCUUCCAUAUUUUUUGUACAAUUUUAUUUUUCAAUAGCCGAAAUAUACUACCUCUUUGAUCCCCUUCCAGUUAUCAACUGUACUGUUUUUGUGACAUGCUCCGAUAUUCAUUCUGAACUUCUUACCCCUCGAGGGAGGUUCCUUGAUGCUGGUGAGGGGCUCUUGAUCUAGGGAAUUGGAUCUGUGCUCUAGUUCCCUGAAUUGAGCCUGAAUACCUUCCAUUCCCCCCCAUAUGAACUGUAUAAUCCUACAGGUUUAGCGCUCCCCAUGAUUAUAUUAAUAAUUAUAAUAAUCUCAACUUCUUAAUUUAAAAAAAUGGCCUCAUUUUCUCCCUACCACUUCUAUUGCGAAUCUUUUCUAUUUUACUGUAUUCUUUUAGACUUUAAAGGCAGUUAUUUUGUCACUUUUUCGUUCUGUCUUAGGGGCAGCACCAAAAUUUAUGUACUGAGGAGAGGGGCACUUAUCAGUAAUUAAAGCACUAAACCCUAAUGGUCAUACAGAGACCUGUUUUGAAGCAGCAUUAUUAUUGCUAUUUUUAUUUGGGAGGCAAGGAGAAUUAUUGGGAGGUUGAAGCCCCCAAUCCCCCAUUGGCACCUCCCAGCCUGUCCUCCAUUGAGGAUGUAUCCAGCUGCAACAUACUAAUGUAUGUUAGUUUUCAAUAUAUUUGUUUAAGAAUCCAGCAUACGAAUAAGUCAAAAUACAACGUACUAGCUUCGACAAUGGACAAUCACAUGUAUAUACUUAAAACAUCAUAAUAAAAAUAAUAGUUUUAAAAAAUUUCUAAAGAUUUCUAUACUAUAUAGUAAAGGAAGUCUCAUUAGUUGUUCUGUCCAUUUACUUAACUUCGUUGGUAAUUUUACCAAUAUUUAUACAACUCAUAAAGAGUGCCAGUAAAAAGCUCACUUAUGAAUCAGAAGACAUGCUGUUUGUGCAGUACCUUCAAUCUUUCUUCUUAAAUCAAAUUUCUUAACUCUAGAAUCCAUUUGGUUGCAUGUCUGAAUUUUUUAUCUUAACUACUGCACAUGUUUUUUUAAGGUGUGAACAUCAUAUUACAGUUACAUGCACUCAUUAUGAUCAAGAAUAACCCACACAGUAUUUACUACAUCACACCAUUUGAAGAUUACAGUAUACAAAGUUUACCAUUAAAACACAUCAGCUUGUACCUAUUGUACUAAUGUAGCCUUUAGGUCAUAAUUUAUGAUUUAAUUUAUGAUAAAACAAUUAAUUUUCUUGUUAAGUCCUGCUUAUAGUUACACAAUUAUGAGGCAUUUACAAAAUUCCAUUAUCCAUUUAUUACUUCAUUUACUCAAUUUAUUCAAAUCUCCCUGUAGGAAUUUAGAAUAAUUUUGACUUCCAAUUUGCAUAACGUUUUUAAAUGGUCCCUAUGUUAAGUCAUUUUAUAAAUUAAAAACAUCACCUUGGGCAAAUAUUGAUCCUUAUGAAACUUCGCUAGUGACACUAUUCUGUGGGGACAUUUAUCUUAUCGCAGUGCAUUUUUCUCUCAAACAUAAAAUCCCACAUUCAUUGCAAUUACUUUUCUUCAAAAUGCAGUACUGUAUAUUCAAAAUAAAUUUUUCAUGAGGAACUAUACAAAGACUUUUUCAAAUUCCAUAAGUGAAUGCAAUCUGUCUACCAUUUUGUGCUUGCAUAAUUUAAAUGCUUUUUAGUUGCUCAAGAGAUGCGAUAUACAGAAUUUCCUACCUGAAACUAUAGUAUUUGUCAGUUAACAUAUUUUCUCUUUCGGUGGUGCAGCUAUGGGAGGGAGAGCUGUAUAGUCCGUGUGGCUUAGCGCUUCUUUUUGAUUAUAAUAAUAAUAAUAUGGGAGGGAGAGAAAGGCUAAAUAUUGACUAGUGACCAUGAAAACAUGAUAGUAUUAGUAUAAGAAGUUUCAUGUACUGAACAUCAUGAGUGUUUAAAAAAUGAUUUCUUUGAUUUUUUUCAGUAUCUUAUGAUUGUUAAGCCACCACCACCCAGACAGAAAUCCUGUCUUUGCCACUGUUCUCUCUUCUCAAGUGUUUUAGCCACUUUUCUCAAUUUUUUUUCCAGUGUUUUGGCAAUAUUUAUUAAGAAUUCUUUAGUUCAAAGGGUCUUACCUAUCACUUUUUUUGAUGGUGCAUUGACAAACAUUAAUGGGAAAGUGCUAAAUCCAUAUGGGUUAUAUAACACUUGGGAAAUAGGAGGUAAUUGAUUUAAUCUGAGGAAAGGGAGGGUAGCUCCAAACAAGAGCCCUUCACCAGUAUCAAGGCAACCCCCCUCUCCCUUUAAAGGAAACAUUUAACAAAACUGUAUCUGCCAUUUUCCAUACAACUGCUAAUUUGCUUUUGUGUAGUUUUUAUUUCAGCAUUCAUUAAAACUUUUUUGGCCCUUUCUAUAUAAAGUCUGUCUUGAUUUUAAUAUGGUCUUCCUUUGGCAAAUCUUUCCUGAUACUGAUGAACUUACAGUCCUCUUUUUGUCUUUAAAUUCUUGGAAUUCCUAAACAGUUUAACAUUUAUAAAUGUAAUUUUUUAAGGCCCAUAUUUUCUCACCUGUCUGCUUAUUCACCUAUAGUAUUCAACAUGUUCACUUACUACAAACCCUUCAAUGCUUACUCUAAUUUUUUUAUUACUAUUCCUUAUCCUUACCCAUUCUGGAUGAUGUGUUGUUUUCCUCACUUCCAGAUAUUGUUUGUUUUCUCACACUACUGCAUGUGUGUAUCUGGUAUGUGUUUGUGUGUAUGUGUACUGACAUUAUGAUCGACAUGUCGUUCUGUGGGUCACAAUGCUGUUAGCUCUGAAACCAAGUCUUCCAGUAGUAGUUAUGAGGAUAGUUGAAAUUAAUUACAGUGUACUAUAUGGCAGGUUUCUCUUGUUGAAGUUGGGUUGUGAACUGGGUGACCCGAACAUAAUAUUCUGGGCCAAAGGCCUAUGAAUUCCUUGCUCAGGCUUCAAGGCUUUCUAUUUCAUUAUUAGCAUUGUGUAGCUCGCGUUGAAGUUGAUGAAUUAGCUAAUGAAUGAAGUCAAAGCUUUGAAGCCACGCAGCUCUAUUAUGUUCAAUGUGUUACUCUGUUAUGUGUUAGUGUGUAAGGUUAGUUGCCUGGUUAUGUCGCUGUCUGUAAGAUAAAGAUAUUUUCUGCUACAGUCUUGCAGGAAUCUUACCAACUAUCACCUUUGUAAUCCAUUACAUCACAUUGUGAUAAAAAUGAGACUGAUGUGUUGAAAAAAUAAUAUACAUAUAUACGUAUACACCUACCAUCCGACUUACGACAGAGUUCGGUUCCGAGAAACCGGUCGUAAGUCGAAAUGGUCGUAAGUCGAACUUUACUACUGAAUAUCAACAAAACAUUUUUGUAAUGACUUUAUUUUAUUGUUUUAUUUUGGUAUUUCAUGUUUUACUUUACUUUUUAUGUUGUUAGUACUGUAUUUUAUACUGUAAGGUUUAGGAUAAACACUGUGUACAACACAAAUUGUUGUUUAUUUCCCAGAAAUUUGGCAUAAAAAACACGGUCGUAAGUCGAGUGGUCGUAAGUCAAGCAGGUCGUAAGUCGGAUGGUAGGUGUGUGUAUAUAUAUAUAUAUAUAUAUAUAUAU
This is a messenger RNA of Cherax quadricarinatus, 12937 nucleotides long. It is a transcript of the gene VGAT, whose product is annotated as vesicular GABA transporter. Gene Ontology annotation, cellular component: vacuolar membrane. Gene Ontology annotation, biological process: amino acid transmembrane transport. Gene Ontology annotation, molecular function: L-amino acid transmembrane transporter activity. Lineage: Eukaryota; Metazoa; Arthropoda; Malacostraca; Decapoda; Parastacidae. The record is from RefSeq and is a predicted model, not a curated record.